GCAGACAGAUAGAGAGAGAGACAGACUAAGUAACUCAUGAGUAAACGCAGAGCAUCAGGUAAUCUUGGGCACAUGAGCAAACAGAGCUUGUCUGACUGACAGCUGGUCACAAGUUUCUCCACGCCCUGGGCGGUGCCAGUUUAAGUUCAAUGACAGAUGACUAUGUAGUGUGAUAAACUCUGGACACACACAUGUCCUCAGCGAUGCAUAGCAAUCAGAAAGAGCAUUUGUACAAAAUUCUUGUCAUUGGUGAUUUGGGAGUAGGGAAGACCAGCAUCAUCAAACGCUAUGUGCAUCAGGUGUACUCCGCAAACUACAGAGCGACUAUCGGGGUGGAUUUUGCGCUCAAAGUUCUCAACUGGGACUCAGAGACGGUCCGGCUGCAGCUGUGGGAUAUCGCAGGUCAGGAGAGGUUCGGGAACAUGACUCGGGUUUAUUACCGGGAGGCCAUGGGGGCAUUCAUUGUUUUUGAUGUUACCAGACCCACCACAUUUGAGGCAGUCUCCAAAUGGAAGGAGGAUCUGGACUCAAAAUUGAUACUUUCAAAUGGCCAGAGUGUCGCCACAGUGCUCCUGGCCAAUAAGUGCGACCAAAAUAGAGACUUUCUGACUAACAAUGGCCUGAAGAUGGACCAGUACUGCAAGGAGAAUGGAUUUGUGGGCUGGUUUGAGACGUCUGCUAAGGAAAACCUCAACAUUAACGAUGCUGCCAACUUCCUAGUUAAACACAUCAUAGCCAGUGAGAACGAUAUCCUGAAAUCAGUAGUUCCAGAUACCAUCUCUCCUCAGCUCAACUCUGGUAAAGAAAUGGCCUGUUCUGGAUGUUUCAAACCUUGAGAGGAGAUGGCAGCAAUGUAUGGCAGCCGACCAUCAAAAAGUCGCAACCAGCAGAAAGAUCCGUUCGUUAGUUACACCAGUCUACAGAAUUAAAUUAAAGACAUUUUGAGCUUGCACAGAAUGAACACAGAGUAAAUGUAUUCAUGUUUGAAGCUGCACCUUAUGUUUUUGUGAGUGAAUUAAGUGAGUCUUUUUGUGUUGUUGUAUAUCUGGAGUUCUGGACUAGCGUGCCUGACUGCACAACGUGAGACUUCUCUCUGUCAGACACAGACAUAUGGCCGAUUAUGCUUUUAGAAGUUUUUUAAUCUUUAUGUAAUAUAGGUUCUGGUGGACUGGGGCUGUCAAAUGAAAAUGUACAACAUCAAGAUAUUUUCAGAACUGGUUUGCAUCUGCAUUUCAGCUAUAUUCCUGACUAAACUCACUAACAUUUCUAAAGAUCUCAUAAAGUUGCACUAAGAUCAUUUUUAUUCUCUCUUUACGUUUAAGCAGGACAUACUGUACCACAGGGCUUGUUCUUUUUCUUUCUUUCACUUUUUUUUGUGUAAAGGGGUCAUGAACUGGCUUUUUCAAUUUUAUUAUAUUAUUGU
Messenger RNA from Pimephales promelas (fathead minnow), 1423 nucleotides. RefSeq names its product RAB38b, member of RAS oncogene family (gene rab38b). The record is from RefSeq and is a predicted model, not a curated record. Lineage: Eukaryota; Metazoa; Chordata; Actinopteri; Cypriniformes; Leuciscidae. Gene Ontology annotation, biological process: endosome to lysosome transport; phagosome-lysosome fusion. Gene Ontology annotation, molecular function: GTPase activity; GTP binding. Gene Ontology annotation, cellular component: trans-Golgi network; lysosome; Golgi apparatus.